CACCACUCCAUGCUCCGUCUCCAUUCUCUCUCUCGCCACAUCUCAUCCCCGUCCCUCUCCCGCACCAUGUCGUGGCACGCCGCCCUCCCCAAGCCCCAGAGCACCCCCGCCGAGAUCACCGUGCAAGACCUCGCCGCCCUCCAAGGCACGCCUGGCGUGGACUACAUCGUCGUCGACGUGCGCCGCACCGACAUCAUCGGGGACGAAGACGCCGCGCGCGCAAUGAUCCCCGGCGCGCUCAACCUGCCCGCGCAGACGCUGUAUCCGACACUCGCGACGUCCGGCCAGCUCCUUAAGAACAUUCCCAAGGUCGUGUUUCACUGCAACUCGUGCAGCGCGGGCGGGCGCGGGCAGCGCUCCGCGGCGUGGUACCAGGACUGGCUGGAUGCGCAGGGCGUCACGUCGUCGCAGGCACUCGUGCUCAAGGGCGGGUGGAAGGCGUGGCUUGCUGCAUUCCCGGACAAGGUGGUCAAGGUGUAGCGAGGCGAUGAAGGCGCGCGGUGUUUGCGCGAUGCCAGGCUACUGAACGCGCGACACUGGUGCUGGGCGGCGCUUGAGGUCUCGAGCGACCGGG
This is a messenger RNA of Cutaneotrichosporon oleaginosum, 574 nucleotides long. RefSeq lists its product as uncharacterized. NCBI's taxonomy places the organism in Eukaryota, Fungi, Basidiomycota, Tremellomycetes, Trichosporonales, Trichosporonaceae. The record is from RefSeq and is a predicted model, not a curated record.